Molecule: messenger RNA, 417 nt
Organism: Anisakis simplex (herring worm)
Lineage: Eukaryota; Metazoa; Nematoda; Chromadorea; Rhabditida; Anisakidae
Source: the annotation of a GenBank genome assembly
CGCAAAUCAUUCAUGAAUAACCACAAUAACCGCGAAAAAAAAAUAAAUCACUUUCAAAUGAAUUUUCAUGACCUGAAUUAUGCACGGCUUCUGCAGUACAACGCGUGUUAUGAUGCAAUGCCGGCCAGUUCGAAAAUGGUCGUUUUCGAUGUAAAUUUGCAGCUGAGGAAAGCAUUCAAUGGUCUCAUCUAUCAAAAUACUCGACAUGUGCUGUUGUCCGAUCCGGAAUCUGAUGGAUCGGUUGUUGGGAUUCUAUCGGUUACUGACUUCAUACGUCCAUUGGCAAUCAUUUCUAUCAAUGUUCACAUUUGUCAAUGUGUUUUUGUCGAGUCUUUAAAAUACAAAACGAACCAACCAAGUAUUUUCAAUUUCCGAUCUAUCAUUCAUCAUUGCAAUUUUCUUUGCAACCUAAACGAA